AUGUCCAUUGUUUGUGAAUUGGAAAGUAAAAUAGAACUUAUGAGUAUUCAAUCUGUCUCCUUAAAUCAAGUUGCUUUGGAAUCCGAUGAUGUUGUACAGCCUGUUCAAAAGACGAAAGUUUUACACCCUCAACAGUUGAUAAGUCAACGCAACAAGUCCUUGAAAAUAUCAGGUGAUUUGAAGCGCAACCUCCAAGAAAUUUAUGAUGUUGAUUCUGGAUAUGAUUUAAGUUCAACUAAGGCUAAAAGAAAGUCAACCGCAGAGGAAACUCCACUCUUGAUUCCAAAAAUUGAAAAGUGA
This is a messenger RNA of Lactuca saligna, 300 nucleotides long. The record is from the annotation of a GenBank genome assembly. Lineage: Eukaryota; Viridiplantae; Streptophyta; Magnoliopsida; Asterales; Asteraceae.